AUGCCGAAAACAAGGUCUCAGAGGAACGCUGGUGCAUCUAAGGGGAAGGAGAGAAGCGCCCCCCUAAAUUCUCAUCGGGAUCCGACACCUGAGGGAGCAGGGGCGGGGCCUUCACGGAUUCCGCCUGAACAGCUGGUGCAAACGGUGGCGGCAAACCUGCCCACCUUCGAAGCGAUCGUGGACUACCUCAAAGGGCAGUCGGGAGGUCAGUUCGACAAGGAGCCUAAGGUCCAAGGAGCCGACCUGUCAGAGUCCCGAACUGGGAGCCCCAAUCACGGGGCCAAGCGGGCGCGUCGGGAACUCACGCGAGAGCAGGUCGAGGUCGUGGAGCCAUCUCACAAGAACUCCCGAACUGAACAUCCGGAGCCCGUCCGGGGGCUCUCCCCCCGGAGGGAGCGACAACAGGUACGGGACGAGCUGGACCUGAUGCUUGACCCGGAGGCGGACAGGUACAUUGCUUCCCCCUUUGCGCUUGACAUCGAGGAAUACCAACUGCCCGCGAAGUUUAAAAUUCCAACCAUGAAACCUUACGACGCUACUACGGAUCCGGAAGACCACCUGUUCGUAUUCAUGACGCAGAUGCGCUUACAAACGGCCGCAGAUGCGGUCAGGUACAAGACCUUCCCGAUGUUCCUAGAAGGAAGGGCUCAGCAGUGGUUCCAGGGACUUCCCCCCAGAUCGAUUAGUUCUUUCACUCAGCUCACGCGACUGUUCUCAGCACAGUUCGUUUCUUCACGAGCCUUCUCCAAAAGCACCGCUCACCUUAUGACCAUUCAACAAAGGGUCGAGGAGUCACUGCGUGAAUACAUGGUGCGGUUCAAUAACGAAUCCCUCCAGGUCCGCGACCGAGAUGACAAGGUGGUCAUGGCUACCUUCAUUAACGGGCUACGGAAGCAGAAGUUAUACACCGAGCUCGUGGAGCGACCACCCAAGUCAGUUCGGGAGAUGUUGGAUCGAGCUCAUGAGAAGGCCAAUGCUGAGGAGGCCAAUCGCCUGAAGAGCGCCCAGGAGAGGCAGAGGGAUGACAAGCGCAGAAGGACAACUGACCAGGGGGACGUGCGACGUGACCAAGGGCGGAAAAGUACCUAUGACCACCCGCCUAGAAGCCAACCCUUAGGGGCAGACAAGCCUUGGACUUCCCUCACCGCCCCCCGAGCUCGGGUCCUCGCAGUGAUGGAGCAGGAAGGGCUAUCCCGACCUCCCCGGCCCUUGGCCGGGGAUAGAAGCAGGAGGGAUCAGGACCUGUACUAUGCGUACCACAGGGAUGUGGGCCACGACACUGAAGACUGUCGCCACCUUAAGAAGGAAAUUGAGAAGCUGAUCCGGAGGGGUCAUCUUGGCCAGUUCGUCCGCGAAGGGCGAACUGAUCAGAAGCAAGGAGGAUUCAAGCGAGAACGGGCGCCCAGCUCGCACGACCGACCUCGGGGUCCUCGGGAGCGGACUCCGGUACGCGGGGAGCAGGCUCUGGCGGGGGUGAUCAACACUAUUGCAGGGGGACCUGCUGGAGGGGAUAGCCAUUCGGCUCGGCGAAAUAACAGACCUCCCCCCAGUGGGGAGAGCUCAAACAAGCGCUUAAAGAUGUACGAGGAGAUCAUCUAUGGGCCGGAGGAUGCGGUACCCCUAGCUUCCAAUAACCACGAGGCAAUUGUGAUAGAGGUCGUCACGUGUAACUAUAAGGUAAAAAAGGUGUACAUAGAUAAUGAGAGCGCCAUCGAUGUGUUGUACUACAAGGCCUUCAGAGAACUGCAGCUGGAAGAUAAACAGCUCAUCCCAGUUCGUACCCCCUUGAUAGGGUUUGCAGGUCCGCCGGUAAGGCCUGAGGGAAUGAUAACCCUCCAGGUCACUAUAGGGGAGUCACCAAGGUGCCGAACUGUUCAGGUAAAUUUCGCGGUGGUAAAGGAGCCGUCCUCCUACAACAUGAUAUUGGGACGUCCAACCCUAAACGCACUCCGAGCUGUCUGUUCGACCUUACACCUCAGCAUGAAAUUCCCCACUCCCGAGGGAGUGGCCGAGGUGCAGGGGGACCCGGAGGUAGCUCGAGCCUGUUAUAUUGCAACCCUCAAGGGUAAGGAGAAGCUGGUGGCGCAGACAGUCCUUCUGGAGCCCUGGGAGCCUACUGAGAAGGAGGAGAGGUUGGAGACGGACGAAAAUCUGCUUGAAUUGCUUGUCAACCCCGAGCGACCUGAUCGUGUGGUUAAGGCGGGAUCUGGACUAAACGAGCAGUGCCGAUGA
This is a messenger RNA of Coffea eugenioides, 2232 nucleotides long. RefSeq lists its product as uncharacterized. The coding region runs from base 1 to 2232 and encodes 743 amino acids. Lineage: Eukaryota; Viridiplantae; Streptophyta; Magnoliopsida; Gentianales; Rubiaceae. The transcript has 2 exons. The record is from RefSeq and is a predicted model, not a curated record.